UUAAGAAAGAGGGAAGACUUUUGAAACUUGUGGUUCAAAAUAAGGCUUGAAAAUUUGUGUGGCUGUAAAUCAUUCAUAAAGUGAAUUUGUUUCCAAAUUAGGAAAGAGGUCAUUUAUUUUGGCACGGACUAAAAAGGAAAUAGGUUCAAACAAAUUGAAACAGAGGGAGUAUAAAUUAGGCGUUAGUUGGAUUGCAAAGUUUACCGCAAGAGAAGAUGCCGCAGUUAGUGCAGAUUAUAAGGAAGAGGAAUGAACAUUUAGCCCAAGAUGGUGAGCUCGACAUUGAGGCCCUUGACAAGGAGACUCUAUGGGAGCUUGAUCGGUUUGUGGCCAAUUGGAAGAAGAUGGUGAGCAAAACUAAGAGGCAGGCAUUGAUCAACAAUUUGGGACCACCAUCCGCCAGUGCUGCAACUACAUCGGCAGAUGGGAGUACCAGGUUGGGGCUUCCUCCGUCUCCCGUGGCUGAUAGUCGCCUUCAGCAUUAGCAUCGAGUUUCCACGGUGAGCACGAGUCAUUCGCCGCCUUGAAGACUUCUCUUAUUAUUAUGCCUUACUUUUCUACUCUGAGACGUAGACCGAUUGAUGUAUUAUUAUAUUCCAGACUUGUAUUAUUUCAUUUAGAUGCUCUUGUAUGACUCAGACCAGACCUUGGGGGUAUUUUCCUUA
Messenger RNA from Lycium barbarum (goji berry), 665 nucleotides. Its product is annotated as transcription factor GTE7-like. The transcript has 2 exons. NCBI's taxonomy places the organism in Eukaryota, Viridiplantae, Streptophyta, Magnoliopsida, Solanales, Solanaceae. The coding region runs from base 216 to 485 and encodes 89 amino acids. The record is from RefSeq and is a predicted model, not a curated record.